Zingiber officinale is the source of this 453-nucleotide messenger RNA. RefSeq names its product classical arabinogalactan protein 9-like. NCBI's taxonomy places the organism in Eukaryota, Viridiplantae, Streptophyta, Magnoliopsida, Zingiberales, Zingiberaceae. The coding region runs from base 1 to 453 and encodes 150 amino acids. The transcript has 2 exons. The record is from RefSeq and is a predicted model, not a curated record.
AUGCACCGCCGCCUCGCCCCUUCCCUCUCGGCCAACUCGCGCGCCGACUCCUCCCCGAGCCCUCACGCGCCGCCACCCAAAAAUCCACCACCGGUCCUCGUCUCUGUUGAGCCACGGCCGCCGGACACCACAUCCGGCAAUCUCUUCUUCUCGCGACCUCCCGCAACCCAGUUGUCGGCCCUCACGCAAACGCCAAGAUGCCGUCGGCUCUCCCCUCCCGCGAGCAUCCGGACGUCGACGCCCUCUCCUCACGCCAGCACCCGAGACGAGCCCCAGCCGCCGGUCUCCUCCCUUCCUUGCACGCGAGCAGCACAGGCGACGACCUCUUCUCAUUGCCCUAGCGCCAGUAGCCCGAUCUACUGCCACCUCCGGCCGCGACGAGAGCUUGCCAGCAAGUACACCUUUAGUUUGGUUUCCUUCUUGCUGAUUUUGCUGGAUUUGUUGGUGGAUUGA